Messenger RNA from Penicillium alfredii, 690 nucleotides. RefSeq lists its product as uncharacterized. The record is from RefSeq and is a predicted model, not a curated record. The transcript has a single exon. Bases 1 to 690 code for a protein of 229 amino acids. NCBI's taxonomy places the organism in Eukaryota, Fungi, Ascomycota, Eurotiomycetes, Eurotiales, Aspergillaceae.
AUGACUUUCUGGGCACUUGUGGCAGGUCGCCGGCGAGCCCGCGACCCAGAAGCUGUGAACAGCCUCGAAAUGUCGAGCAGGGCCGGGAAAGGGCGUUCCAAAGUCGACGUCUACAACCCGCAAUCAACACCCCCGGAUAUCAGGGUCACGGCGACGCCCCAGUCCGAAACGGAUCGCAUUGUGCAUCAGUUAGCGGCGCUGGCAGCUAUCGUUAGCCACUCGUUAACCAACGUGAAUCCAGAUCAUGGAACACCAGCAGCAUCAGAAUCAACACUUUCACCGAUACUUCCACCAACACUUCCAUCCAACAACCCAACAACCAAACCAGAACAUACAACCACCCAGUCCAAAUGGAAAGGAAAAGAACCAGAAAAAGAAGAGAAAGAGGAAGAAUCUUUCCACCACCUCAGCAGCCUCAUCACCAUUUCCUGUCUCCCCCCGCACUCAUCCAACCACAGUGCCACGCCGUCAACUACAACAGUAGCCUCCCGACCCGGCAGCAGAGAAAUCCAGGCAGCCACAGGCCGCAAGAGAACUUUGUCGCGGUUCAGCAGCCAUCUGGGCGACAUACCUAAACUGCCUUUUCCCUCUCGGGUUGCCCGCAAGCCGUGUCCUCGCUACAGUUCCUUACCUCCGGUGUAUAUGCCGAAGCCGAAGCCAUUGGGUGUGCGGCCGGAGGUGCGGUUUUGA